GGUCCUCCAUCAUAUUGACGGCUCGUAAACAGCAGCAUCACAAAGCUGCACCGGACAAAUCUUUUAACCACACGAUCCGCCGUCGUGUCCAAUUCAAGUCACAGUCUACGCUUCGGAAGAAGAGGCCAUAGUCUCCCUUCAAACCCCCGCUCCCCAACCCAAUCGACCCGAAACAACUCGCUAUCCGAAUUCGGUCUCGAAUCUUCUUUUUCCUCCACCCUCGACGACGACCAUCACCAACGGUACCACCACUUCCCGUCACUUAAACGAUCACCAUGGGCGGCGAUGUCCCAUCAACAUUCGGAAGCGCCAGCAGCAGCAGCAGCAGCAGCGAUGGCCAAACAGACAAGCAAGUAGAGCGCUUGCCGAUGCCCUCCAGGAACCCUCUGCCUCUCUCGGCGUCACAGGAGGCGCAAGUCCGAGACAUCUUUUACGCCAGGGUCAGGAGGCAAUGUACUGAGGAAAUCAAGGCCUUCGCCGAAUGCGCCCUAGGCCGCACCUUCUCCGUCCCCUUCGCCUGCCGCGCGCCCCACCGGGUUAUGAACAACUGCAUGAAGUUGCACGCCACGCCCGCCGAGCAGGACGCCGCGCGCGAGGAGUGGUUCGCUUUACGUAUGGAGCGCGCCCGGGAGCGCGAGCGCAAAGCGCGGCGCAAGGCCGAGCAGGAAGCCUUUUUGCGCGAGUGGUGGGGAUUACCCGAGAAGGACCGCGAGGAGGCGCGCAAGGAGCUCGAGAAGAUGAAUCAGAAGGAGAGAGUGGGGGGUUAUGUGGGGAAUAAUCGCCUGAGAGAUGCUAAUGAGGCUGCGGCGAAGAAGAGCAAGAUAUUGGAGCAGGCGAGGUUGGAGAGGGAUGGGAUUGAUCGGGAUUUGCAUACGUGAUGGGCUUUUUUUGAGGGAACGAAAGAAAAGGGGGUAGGAGAUGGAGCGAGGGGAGGUUGGACAAGGGUGGCGGAUUGUGGGGAGCUUGAAGGGAAAUAAACGAACGAAGAGCAGGAAACCUUUGCGCCUCGAGUCUAACCUGCCAGGCCAGCGAGGAAGACAAAACUCGGGGUUCAGUUGCCCGGGUUGGGUUGAGCUGGGUGCCGCAAGGCUGUGAGGCUUUUGCGUUAAUUUUUUUUUCCGAUCAAGGUCCUUGUCCAUGGCUCUCCAACGGCAAUCACUACUCCCACGUUCUCACAGUUCCGCGGAUACUUUUCCGUGGU
Messenger RNA from Neurospora tetraspora, 1201 nucleotides. RefSeq names its product cytochrome c oxidase biogenesis protein Cmc1 like-domain-containing protein. The record is from RefSeq and is a predicted model, not a curated record. The transcript has 2 exons. Bases 276 to 878 code for a protein of 200 amino acids. NCBI's taxonomy places the organism in Eukaryota, Fungi, Ascomycota, Sordariomycetes, Sordariales, Sordariaceae. Gene Ontology annotation, cellular component: mitochondrion.